This is a messenger RNA of Drosophila takahashii, 1053 nucleotides long. RefSeq lists its product as uncharacterized. NCBI's taxonomy places the organism in Eukaryota, Metazoa, Arthropoda, Insecta, Diptera, Drosophilidae. The record is from RefSeq and is a predicted model, not a curated record.
GAUCGUUUAUAAGAGGACCUGGACCCACCUGUUCCGACUCAGACGUUGCCCAGUUGUCGCCCAGUGAAGAAGAUCGGAGCGUGCGAGACCGAAAAACGAAAACUGGUCAAGAACCGAAUCAUAAACAAAUCAACUUAAAGCAUACAACCAUUUUGCAGAUGCCAGUUAAAUAAGAUGUGGAAAUUUCUGCUUAUUUGUGUGGUGAUGAGUGCUCUGAAUGAAGAAUCAUCGGGGGCUAAUCCAGGACCCACCCGAAGACGUCGUGCCUACGCAGGAGGAUACGCAGGCGGAUAUGCCAGUAGCGGAGGAGGAGCCGGUGGCUACACGGGAUCCUACAACAGCGGCGGUGGAGGCGUUGGACACAGCAGCUAUGUGGGUACUGGUGGUGGAGGCGGUGGUGGUUACUACGACUACGAUGACUAUGGUGGCAGCUCGCCCAACUUUGGCAUCAUCGAUCCGUAUCUGUUCCAUCAGCAGCUGACGAACCACAUUCUGGCUCAGAAUUACGCCAACCAACAAGCUAUAACGGGAUUGGCCACGGCUGGCAAUGCUUAUGCAUCUGCGGAUGCUUCUCUAGUCGACGACAACGAUAUCCGCAUCCAGCAGCAAAUCGCCGCCCAGCAGGCCUAUCAUGACAAUCUAGUGCGUCAGAAUCGUUAUAGAGGAGGUUCGAGCUCAGGAUCAGGAUCAGCUUAUGCAUCAGGAUCAGGCUCUGGAUCAGGAUCUUACAACUCGCACCGUUAUGCACCCAGCUAUGCCUCUGCCUCGGGAUCUAUCGGACCCAACGGCUACCGCCAGACGGCCUUUAUUAACCCAGCUAAUCCGGCUUCUCCCAACAUUGUGAAUCGUUUUGGAGGCGGAAGCGGAGGCGGUGGCUCAUCGUUCUCCAGUUCCAGCAGCUCCGGAGGAGGAAGUGGUGGCGGCGGUGGUGGCUACAAGGGUGUCUCGGUGUCGUCCUUCAGCCAUAGCAACGGAGAUGGAACCAGCCGACGUGGAGCUCAGACCACAGUGAACGACAACGGAAAAGUCACCACGUACUCAGUGCAUUCUUAG